AUGAUCGAGAAUUCAUUGGUUUCGUCUACUCAAUCUGCUGAGCUUUCUACAGCAGCCGCUAGUAGUGUCCUCUCUUCUGAAGUAUUAUCUGAGCAAUUAUCGUCAUCAUCUAUUGUCCCAGCGAUAUCGUCAUCUCUGGCGUCACAGCCUGAGAUUUCCUCUACCAUUGAAGAACUUUCCACUGUUGUUACAAUUAUUCCUUCCUCAUCCACACUCUCUAGACUUGAAAGUUCAUCUGAGCUUGCUGCUAGUACAAGUUCUGUUGCAUUGCCUUCUGGAUCCUUAUCUGGUAGUUUAUCUCAGCUGCCAACAACGGCAAAUGAGGAAAUUUCUGCCAGCUCUACGGCCUUUGGAAUCAGCAGUACAUCUGGUAGUAGCAUCCCCAUUUCUGAAAAUCUUGGCUCGGGCACUUCCCUCGAAUUCUCAGCUUCAGAAACAUCCAUAUCUGCCUUUCCAACCUCUUUGACAUCGAAUAUUGGUACUGAAAGCUCGAGUCUUGUAAUAAUUUCAAGCACGGUAAUUUUGACGGUAGAAACACAGACAUCUGAACCUAUUUUCACCUCUACUGCUUCUUUAGAAAGCAAAUUGGCUUUGGAAACAUCCAUCGAAGGCUCAUCAUCAAUUGCUGAGCUUACUUCUACUUUAGGUGGUGCUUUGACAAGUACCCUCGGAUCUCAAGUCAUAUCUUCGACAGAAUUGCUACUGUCCCCAUCGAGCUCUCCCCAAACAGCUCCCAGCUCUGAGGUAUCAAAUGUUACCACGGAACAGACUCUUUCUGCCACAGAAAACCCUGAAACUAUUUCGAGUACGCAGAUCGAGAUUUCUUCAAUUCCUGGUCUCAUUUCCAGCACUGAACUGGCAUCUUCGGGUAGCCAGACAAUUUCUGAGGCUCCAUCAUCGACACAGGAUAUUUCAUCGCUGGGAAUAUCAACCGAGCCAGCUGAAUCUUCGACAGGAAUUCCCAGCUCUCAAAUUGCUCAAAUUUCCUCAUCACUUCCAGGAGGUCUUUCUUCAACAGUGACAGCUGAGCCUUCUCAGUCAGUUAUAUCUUCCAACUUGGCCGAAACCGUAUCGUCUGAGAUCCUAAGUGCAAGCGCAACAAUCACAAGUCUUGAGACUACCGUUAUUUUGACUGUGAUUACGACCUCUGCAUCUGAUUCCAUUUCUGAAUCUGCAUCAAUUACUCCUUCAUCCACGGCUGAUAUUUUGAGUUCGACCCUACCAAGUCUUUCAGCUUCGGCUUCAGCGUCUCAGAUAAAUUCAUUGUCACAAACUGAUUUUGCCCUUUCAAGCUCGAGAAUAGCCACAGUCUCGAGUUCUGAGUUCAAUCCACAGGGCACAGCUUCGUCAGCAAUACUCAGUUCGUCUGAGCAACUUUUAGGCACAUACCUUCCAAGUGCCUCUCAGACAAAUCUUGAAGAGACCACAUCUUUAAGCAAUGCUCUUUCAAGUACCUUAUCACCAGAGUCCUCCUCUACUAUCGAGCCGCUCUCAUCUGCCAGUGUAUCUGAAGCCAGUAUACCUCCCGUCAGUAAUGCAGUCUUUGAAAGUGCUAGUUCAAGUGCCGCCCUGGAGACCUCGUCACCAGCUUCUGAAUCACAAAUUCUGAGCACGGCGUCAAUAUCUGCAUCGCAAUCUGACGUCAGCUUUGUCACCUCGUCAUUCCAAAGCCUAGCAACCGAGGUAUCAUCCACAUUAUCAAGCUCUGAGCUCCCCAGCAGUACGAUUUUCACUUCAAGUGACUUAACUUCUUCCGCAGUGCCUAGUGCAUCUGCAGGCGCCACAGCACCAUUUGCUCACAUGGGCUGUUCUACAAACACAACAGGCACUCUAGAUAGCCCCACAACAUACUCAUCUGACAUGACUCCAGCUAUCUGCUCAACUAUCUGUGCUGAGUAUGAAUUCUAUGCAGUUGAAAGUGGAGUUAAAUGUGUUUGUGGCAAUAAUGUUGAGUCAGGUGGUGUCUUGCCAGGCUCAAGCUGCAAUGCCACUUGCGGUGAUGGAGAUGGUACUUCUUCUUGUUCAUCGACAUCUGCUUCUCCUAGUGCCCCUGCCUCCACAUUGAUAACACUACUAAGGCCUAGGAAGCUCGCAGCUACGGGCAGAUACUUUAGGAGGUGGUGA
This is a messenger RNA of Sclerotinia sclerotiorum 1980 UF-70, 2124 nucleotides long. RefSeq lists its product as hypothetical. The record is from RefSeq and is a predicted model, not a curated record. The coding region runs from base 1 to 2124 and encodes 707 amino acids. The transcript has a single exon. NCBI's taxonomy places the organism in Eukaryota, Fungi, Ascomycota, Leotiomycetes, Helotiales, Sclerotiniaceae.